Penicillium argentinense is the source of this 1470-nucleotide messenger RNA. Its product is annotated as inositol phosphosphingolipid phospholipase. The transcript has a single exon. Gene Ontology annotation, cellular component: cytoplasm. The coding region runs from base 1 to 1470 and encodes 489 amino acids. Gene Ontology annotation, molecular function: sphingomyelin phosphodiesterase activity. The record is from RefSeq and is a predicted model, not a curated record. Lineage: Eukaryota; Fungi; Ascomycota; Eurotiomycetes; Eurotiales; Aspergillaceae.
AUGCCCUCCUCGAUCGUACCCAGCGAGGCUCCCUCGCACAUCCGGAUCUUCUCGCUUAACUGCUGGGGUUUGAAGUUUCUGUCGAAGUAUCGCCAUGAACGACUAUCUGAGAUUGGACGACAGCUGGCACUGGCCAGCUCGCCGCCAGAGAUAGUUGGACUUCAGGAGUGCUGGACCCAACAAGACUACGAGAGCAUCCACGAGCAGACUCGACACAUCCUACCAUACGGGAAGUUCUACUUCGGAGGAAUUUUCGGUGCAGGACUGGCAAUUCUUUCACGAUGGCCCAUCGAAGAGAGCAGCAUGUUCGGAUAUCCACUGAACGGACGACCAACAGCUUUCUUCCGCGGCGACUGGUUCGUCGGCAAAGGCGUUGCUUGUGCGAGAAUUCGCUUUGGACCUGGCACCGCAGAUGUAGCCGAAGUCUUCUGCACACACCUCCACGCCCCAUACGAACGUGAACCCAACGACUCCUAUCUAUGCCACCGCACCGCCCAAGCAUGGGAAAUCUCCAAACUUAUGCGCGGUGCCGCCGAGCGCGGGCACCUCGUCAUCGGACUAGGCGACUUCAACAUGCUCCCAUCAUCCUUCGCCCACCGCCUUAUCACAGCCCAAAGUCCCGUUCGCGACGUCUGGCGCGAGCUACACCCUGACUCCUCCGUCGGCGCCGCAAUUGACGCCGUCGAGCGUGCGAGAAAUCGGCCAAUCCCCUCAGCAGAAUACAAUCUUCUUGAGAACGGUGCCACAUGCGACGGUGCCUACAAUACAUGGCGAUGGUCCAAGGCGCAUCGCAAAGAGCUGGACAAGGGUCAAGAUCGGGCAGUCGAUAAAGAUGUUCCUGAUCCCCGCGCGAAACGUCUAGAUUAUAUCUUCGUCGGCGACGGCGGCUACGCACCUAAAUUCCCGCCGCCACGCUGGUCGGUCGAGUCGGCCAAUGUGGGCAUGACACAGCGCCAUCCAACGCUCCGAUGCUCGUUGAGUGACCACUUUGCUGUCGAAGCCGUCAUUGCUCGCACACCUAGCGAUGAGACGGCCUUCACAUCAGAGGUACACGACCUUUCUGCGCCGAAUUCCGCAUCUUUACACAAACCGACCUCAUCACAACUUGCACCCAAUGCAGGUCUCUCUCCAGAAACGUACGACCACAUAACCGAUAUGAUCCACACAUACGUGCGUCGUGAACGCUCUCAGCGCCGUUGGCGCCUGAUCCACUUCUUGGUGUCACUGGUGGUUUCAAUCGGCUGUAUGGUCGGCGUGUGGUGGGUGGGAAGCCGGACGUAUAUUGGGUUUAUCUUGAUCCUGGUCAGUACCUUGAACUUUGGGGCUGGAAUUCUCGAUGGAUUGAUUGGGGGCUUAUUUGUGUCGAGCGAGCUGCGAGCAUUGAAGGAAUUUGAAUGGGAGGUACGGAAUGCGAGAAGCUUGCUACUUGCGGCGGGAGAGAGUCCUGAACAGAAGAAGAAAGAUAAGUGA